This is a messenger RNA of Dentiscutata erythropus, 516 nucleotides long. The record is from the annotation of a GenBank genome assembly. Lineage: Eukaryota; Fungi; Glomeromycota; Glomeromycetes; Diversisporales; Gigasporaceae.
AUGAGCCAAAGAACUGAAGAUAUAACUCGUCCCACUAUUGCUAAUAUCUAUACGCGCGUAAGUAACCUUGCAGAGGUUACUUCAGAACUUUCCACUAACACACAAAAAUUAACCACAAAGCUUCUUGACUUCCAAAUGAAUCAAGAAAAGGCAAACACUGAGUUCUUAACUAUAUUAGAUAAGAUUCAGAAUCAAAUUAAAAAACUUGAAAAUUCUAAAUAUAGCACUGAACUAGAUUAUAAACUUAGCCAAAUAGCAGAUACUAUUAGUGAAAAAAUUACCGAAGAUGUAGAAGUAAUAGCUAGUGAUAUGACUAGAUUCGUGGAUGAAGUUGUUAAUAAAGCUUUUGAUAAAGUAAUGAGUGAAAUUAAUAAAAAAAAUGGCCAACCAGCAAAACGAAACAAAAAAAGUCUCAUUACCUUCCAUGUUGCUAAGGAUAUUGGAUAUGAAUAUAUCUAUAAUCUAGAAGAAGCUCCUGUGGCACCCACAAUAGAGAUGUCACUGAAGAAUAUGUAA